UCUCAAAUAUAUAGAGUUGAAGUUGAGAUUCCUUAUGAAACCCCUGAAAUCGAACAAAGGUUCGUCACCGGCAGUGAGUGGAAAGUCGAGCUAGCGAGUGGGAGGUCCGUUCGAUUGAGCGAAUGGAGUGGGAUGUCCGCCGAUGGAUUACAUGCAUCAAUCGAUUUGGAGCAACUUCAUAAGAACAAGAAAAAGCACGAAAGAUUGUAGAUGAGAUAGAGUUGCGAUUCCUUACCCGACUUUGAAAUCGAAGGAACAAUGAAGGUUCGUCACCGGCUAGCAAAUGGGAAGUCGGACCAGCGAGUAAGAGAUCCGACAGAUCUAAGUGGGAGGUACGGCGACGGAUUGAGUUGCUUCUGAUGAAUUUUAUUCUUUAGGUAGACUGAAAUUGGGGAGUGGAGGCUUUGGAAAAUGAUUCUACCAAUUAUUUUGGGUUGUAUGAGGGAGAUCAGAAGAGUGUCGGUGGAGGAGGAGAACCGAAGACUCGCUGGAGAAUCGAGGAAUCAUUGCGGGAGCGGGAGGGGUGGGCAGAGAUGUCUCACUUCCACUCGGGCUAAUUAUCACGUCACUUGUAAGAUAUAAAUUGACACGUCACUUAAGAUAUAAAAUGAGUUGGAAAUUGUAAGAUAUAAAUUUUAUUAUUUUAUUAUUUUUUAAUUGACACGUCACUUAUUUAACGGUCAACUAUGAGUGUUGACUGCCACAUCAUACAAAGUUAACGGAGUUGGACGGAGAGUGACCAAACUUGAACAAUUGAAUUAAUUUCAAUGACCAUGAAUUUAAUUAAAUAUUUGUAGUCUACACAUAAAUAUAAGGGAAUGUCAUGGUAAAUGAAUUGCCACGUCAGCCCGUGCUCAACAGCCCGCGAAAAAUGGAAGGGUUUUUUCGUCAUUCAGUCGACCUUUCGUAUUCCUUCUCCUCCUCGGUGCUUCUCUUCCAAUUUCCCGAACGAGAUCUCCGUCCCUUCCCCUAUUGUCGACGGCAUGCCAUUGCACGCCGCCUCUGACUCUUCCAAUUUCCCGACGAGGUCUCUGUCCCUUCCCUUGUCGUUGACGGCGCCCCAUUACUCACCGCCGCUAACCUCAAAAUCCAACCUGCAUCUCUCCAAAAAUCACAACUGCUCCCCGGAAUCUCCCGACGUUGCCUCUUGACUGUCCCUUUCUCUGCCUUCGCUUCUUUCUUCCUUCCUUCAAUCCUUUUUUUUUUUGUAGAAUUCCUUCAAGAAGUUGAUUAGUACUCCACCGGGCAGGAAGUUCCAUUGUCGUCCUGUCCCUCCGCCGCCGCUUGCCCUCCACCGCUUCCUUCCUCCAAUUCAACUCAACAUGUAGAGUUGUUAGCGAGCUUAAUAGCUUCUCUUCUCAACUCUCACACUUUCAAAAGAUCAAUACAAAACUGAGGUCAGUUAAGUUUCAAUGCCAGUAUACGAUUUUAUACACUCACAUCUUAUGGUAAGGGUAAUAUAAGUUAUUUAGAUUAUUGAGAACGGGAAUACAAGACAAAUAGCCUAUACUAUAAGUAGAAAGAGGGAAAAUCAUUUACUGCAGCACUAUUACGCUAGAUCAUUAAAAAUAAAAAUGAAAAGAAAUUGGACCAAGGAGCAAGGGUCAUUGAUGGGCAAGGGACGAGCUGCACAAGGGAAACUGCAGCCCCACAAACCUGAAGCACUGAAGCAUAGAUCCAGACCAUUCCUAUGAUUGUUUGAUGAAUUUUCUUGCUGAUUGUUUAAUGGGUCCUUUGUGCUAGAAUUUUGUAAUAGUUGGUUCUUAUUAGAGCCUUGCGGAUACAGUCAUGGUUGAGAUAGUUUUCCCAAUUUGAUUAUAGAAUUGAUGAUCCAUAUUAGUUAUAAAAGUUCAUGCUGCAAAUUUAUGUAAUUUCUGUGAUGGGUUGGGUGAACAAUAAUGCAUAAAAUCUGAUUUCUACUUUAUUUACUUAAAAAAUAGUUCCUCAUCCUGUUUCUUAAAACCUUUGUCUACCUUAAGCUGUGCUCUUCUAUUUCUUCCUAUCAGACCCAUGAUCAAUAUGUGAGCCUAACUGUUGUGCUAUCUUUAGAAAUACUGCAUCUAGAAUUUUGUAAUAGUUGGUUGAUUGCAUCAGUAGUUCAUUUUCAACAGCAUGAAAUUGAACUUCCCGUCAAUGUGAUGUUGCAAUCUGUGAGUUAUUACUUUCUUCAGGGUAAUCAAGUUAGGCCUCUACUUUUAAUCCAUGAUUUUAUGAAUUAUUUUCUCAUGUUACUUUGAUACUUUUGUCAGCAGCUUAUUCUCUGUCAAUACAAUGGUUUCAACAUGGGAACUUCUUUUGUUACAUAUUUGAACUCUUCUUUACAGAGUCUAAUCCUUUUGAUGGAAGGUGAACUUGCAAGGUUACUUGAAGCUGAAAGAACAGAUACGAGGUUCAACAACAGUUCUGAAUGUCAGAAGGUGUCAAACCACUAGCAAAGGUAAACUAAGAAAAGAUCCAAUGCUAUAGUAGCUAGAGAAGUUGUGUUGAUAUUGAGAAUUCUUGAACUGCUGCCAGCUUGCACUUAUUACGUGUUUAGUUUGGCGUAGGACUCAUUUUCCAAUUAUUUUUUCUCAAAUUACAAAGUCUUGAUCUUCUAACCUGCCGAGAUUAACCAAUUUAUCGUGGUAUACAGAUUUGCAACUGCUUAGUCUGAUGGAAUUCGUUCCUGCAUGACUAAAUGAACAAGAAGUGGUAUUUGCAGACUAUGGGAUUUUUGUGAAUGGUUAGGUUCGUAUGAAUUUUUUACUUUUAUAUUGUACGUAUUGGUCUUUAUCAUUUCAUUCUUGAUAGAUUUAAAACUCAGGAUAAACUCCUGGUGUGGGAUUAGGAUGUUACUACUUUAUGUGCAUUGUUCUUGGUAGCAUGGAAAGCGGGUUUCAUUUAUUUGUGGAAUGUAAUUAUGUUUUAUUGGGUUUUGAAAAUGUGCCUGCAGCAGGAAGCUCCCCCAAUUGGAUUGGCUCACUGGGAAUUAGUGCUGAAUUGGUGUACUAUGCGUUCGAUAGGAAAAGAAGUGCCACCAAGGGUGGGCAACUUAUUGUUCCCGGUAAUCAUUUCCUCUGUGCGAAGAGAGAGGUGUGCUACAUAUUGUUGGCAGUUUUGUAGUGUAGAUUCCAGUUCAUACCAGAAGAUAGAUGAGGCAAUUUGACAGGCUCAGAAUGGAUAAGGAUCAAGAUUUUCAUGGUGCCAUACAUAAAUCUUCUUUGUAGUGCUUGAUGUAGCUGGGAUGUCCUACUUAGUAUGUACUCUUAGUUUGUCUGUUUCUUUUCUGAGUUCAGACUGGUAGGGGGUUUUUUUCUCUCCCCUGGUGGUUUGUAAGAACAAGUAUGUAGGAUCUUCCAGUUGGUGUGGUGGCAGGGCUUCACGCUAAUAAAAUUUAUUUAUCUGU
This is a messenger RNA of Linum trigynum, 3385 nucleotides long. Lineage: Eukaryota; Viridiplantae; Streptophyta; Magnoliopsida; Malpighiales; Linaceae. The record is from the annotation of a GenBank genome assembly.